UGUAGUUGGGCAAAGCUGACUACCAAAGAGAAAAUGACAUCUGUAGAAAAAGUGGAGGAUGCCUCAUCACCCAUUCGUGGACCUGGAGAUGGCAUGGAAACAGAACAGACAGCUGAAGCAGCAGAAGUGAUCACUGGAGCCAAUGCUACAAACCAUCACAUCCACCAUAGCCCACUUAAGAAGACAGUCUCCUCCCUGAGUCCUGGAGUUCUGCAGCUGGGAAAAAUCCAUGCUGAUAAAUCAGUGGAGAUUGAAGCUAUUCGUAUCAUAGUCCCCAAAGCAGCUAUCACCCAUGUUGUUCCAUCUAAAAAUGCUAAGGUAGCUAAAUCAGUGGGACAUAAAGGAGAUGCGUUCCAUCAGUCAGAUGGAGCCAUAGAUCCCAAGAAGGAACAGACAGAGCUGAAAAAUGCAGUUGAGAAGCUGAAAAAUUCAGAAAAGCGUCUGUUACAGGAUAAAGAAGGUCUCUCUAAUCAGCUGCGUAUACAGACAGAGGUGAAUCGGGAGCUGAAGAAAUUACUUGUUGCUUCUGUUGGGGAUGAUCUGCAGUACCACUUUGAACGGAUGGCUCGUGAGAAAAAUCAGCUCAUCCUAGAAAAUGAGGUUCUGGGCCGGAAUUUGUCCCAGUUAUCAGAGCAGUUGGAGCGCAUGUCCAUACAGUGUGAUGUGUGGAGAAGCAAAUUCCUGGCAAGCAGGGUUAUGGCUGAUGAACUAACCAAUACCAGAGCAAUUCUUCAGCGUCAGACUAGGGAUGCACAAAGUGCUAUCCAGGACUUGCUGAGUGAACGUGAUCAGUUCCGUCGAGAGAUGAUUGAUACACACAGGCUCCUGGAAGAGCUGAUGGUUUCUCUUCAAUGGGGCAGGCAACAGACAUACUAUCCUAGUGCCCAACCUUACACUACAACAGAGCUAGCAGCUGUGAAUUGUAAGCUAGCCAAAGCUGUAAGUUCACAUCUUCUUGGAAAUGUUGGCACUAACAGUCCAAAAAAGACUUCAGCAGCUGUGGAGUUUUGCAAUACCCCUGCUGAAAAAAUGGCUGAAAUGGUGCUACAUGUACUGGAUCCAGCAGCACAUACAGAAACCUCAACUGAAGUUUCCUUUUCUGAGACCUCUCCUUCCUCCUUUCUUUCCACAAAGAAGAGUAUUGGAAGGUUUCACCCAUAUACAAGAUAUGAAGAUGUAACUUUUAACUGUUGCAAUCAUUGUCAAGGAGAGCUGAUAGCCCUUUAAAAACACAGCUAGUGCAAGUGCAUGUGCACUGUUUCUGGAGAACUACACUCUCUGAUGUUCAGCAGACUUCCUGUUUUCCUAUUUCUUUCCAUGAUGGACGUGUUUAACAUUGGAAAUUAUGUAGUUGCUGCUUCUCUACCCCUUGUGAAGUUUAGGGACUGACAGGACCUUCUUAGCCUCUGGGAUACUUCUGCUGCUUUCCAUUAUGGAAAGCUACUUAUUUUCUUCUGCAGAGGCAAGACCAAAAACAUUAUGCUGGUCCAUUUUGUAGAGCAUAGAGGUGCCCUUGACUAUGUAAAGUUUACAGUUUUAAUUAGCAAAUCUCAAUUAAUUUCUUCUUAGAGGGAGACGAAAGUGUAACUACACCGAAGUCAAUGAAGUGUUGAUAGGUUGCUUUACAAAAAAAAAGGGGGGGGGGCAAUGGAAAAUGGCCAGCUCCAUGCUUUUGGUUUUUUGUUUUUUUUCUUUUUUAAUCUUAGCAACGGUUAUGAACCGUUCCCAAGUCUGUUCAGCCUUUUAAAUUUAGUAAUUAAAAUGAAUAUGUGCAAUGAUUCUUCAUAGCUCUAAAUAAGCAUGAGUAUAAGCAGUGUGGCAGCCAUCCUGGCAGGAAGGGGAAAGAGCUUCAAUGAACUCCAGAUGUAGUAGAUAAAUAGUAACUGGUCUUCAUGGACUCUGAAAACUGUGUGGGGUGAGGUUAUUCUUGUGUUGACAUAAAGCUAAAAUCUCCUUUUCCAUCUAUUUCAGCUUCUAGAGUGAAGCUGUUGCAUAGCUGAUCAUCAGCAAAAAGAGACUGAUAUACCUCCUUUAGUACCUAGUAUUGAAAUCUGAUGUAACAUUAGAACUCAGUCCUUGCCCAAGGUCUUCCUGGGUGUUGUGGGGAGCUGAAGCACUGUUUGCACAGGUACUAGUAAAAAAUAUAUUUUUUUACUUGUAUGGUUUUGUAAUCCUGAUGUGAUUUUGAAAAGAACUUUUAGCAGAUAAUCUGCUACAUCCAAAGAAGCCUAUUUAAGUUACGCAUAUAAAGAGGAAAGGUAGGAGGAAGCAAAUACACAUUCUAAUUUCUUAGUUUCACUCCUAAAGUUAUAAUAUGUAGCUGUGUAGUUUAGAGAAAGGGUUUGUAUAAUGGUUGCUUUUUCCCAGUUUUCCUUUGAAUCUCAUACCAUGAACAGAAUAGGUUAAGUUUGAAGUUCUUGCUGUU
Messenger RNA from Indicator indicator, 2425 nucleotides. RefSeq names its product basic leucine zipper nuclear factor 1 (gene BLZF1). Lineage: Eukaryota; Metazoa; Chordata; Aves; Piciformes; Indicatoridae. The transcript is spliced from 6 exons. The record is from RefSeq and is a predicted model, not a curated record. The coding region runs from base 34 to 1227 and encodes 397 amino acids. Gene Ontology annotation, cellular component: Golgi membrane. Gene Ontology annotation, biological process: Golgi to plasma membrane protein transport; Golgi organization.